Molecule: messenger RNA, 627 nt
Organism: Parascedosporium putredinis
Lineage: Eukaryota; Fungi; Ascomycota; Sordariomycetes; Microascales; Microascaceae
Source: the annotation of a GenBank genome assembly
AUGGCGCGCCGACUCCUCUCUGCCGAGGAGGACUCUGGCAUUAACCAGCGUCUCUAUCCUUGCGCGGGUGUUCCCGGUGACGUUGGCAACGUAACCGACUGGCCCCUCAACGGCGGUGGCAUCGAGCUCGAGCUCCACCACCCUUGGGCUUACAUCUUCGUCAACCUCGGCCUCGGCCUCAACCAGUCCAACUUCAACAUCUCCCUCACCCCUCAGUUCUGGAACGCCACCGGUAACGGCACUCUCUGCGUCCCCACCCUUCCCGUCGACCUCGACAUCCAGGAAGGCCAGGAGGCUUCCAUCCAGGUCGUCACCAGCGGUGAAAGGGGCGACGCUCUUUACAACUGUGCCAAUAUCCGCUUCACCAAAGACGCCAAGCCUUUCGGCGGCGCCGAGUGCAAGACUAACGGCGUCGAGUACUACGCUGUCGGCGAGGUCCAGGACCCCGUCACCAGCACGGGCGAGGUUCCUGAGCCCUCUAACCAAAACCAGAGCUCCGAUGCUGGCGACGAUUCUUCCAGCGGAGGUGAUUCCGGUAGCAGCGCUGCCAUGGCUGGCGUUUCUGUCUAUGCUCUCACCUCUACCGUUGGCCUCGCCAUCGCUUUUGCUGCUGGCUUGACCCUUUAA